This is a messenger RNA of Myzus persicae (green peach aphid), 2204 nucleotides long. Its product is annotated as protein yellow-like. Gene Ontology annotation, cellular component: extracellular region. The record is from RefSeq and is a predicted model, not a curated record. The transcript has a single exon. Bases 774 to 1943 code for a protein of 389 amino acids. Lineage: Eukaryota; Metazoa; Arthropoda; Insecta; Hemiptera; Aphididae.
GUUAAGAUGAAGGUUGUAAUUAUUUCAUCUUCAUUAUUGACCGGUACCAGGCCUUAAUCAAAUGUUCAUGUUACACUCCUGGUGUUGUGCCAUCCAUUUAUCUUUGAUAUCUUCAGUUUUUGAAAUUGAACCGAAGAUACUCGAUAUUUGAGUAUUAUAUCCGGAAUAGGAUCAAUGCAGUUUUAAGAGUGAUCACUUUCACUGUGCAAUGAAUGGAACAAGUAUUUUUGAUAAGCAUAUACGGUUUCUAUUCAUCGCUUACCGUUCUAAGAAUAAUCUCUUUGAAUAAUUGGAAUGAACUUUUCGCUAUCACGAAGUUCAACUACAAAAAAUCGUGCUUCGAUCUAAAUCUCAUCAUUUCAUAAUAACCCAAACACCGGGACCUUCUUAAUUUAUAAAAUUUGACAGCUACCAUAACGUUAGUUAUUAAUUAUAAUGAACCCAUGUUAGAACUAAGAAAUAGAAAGUUCAUUAUGAAUAUUACAAACUUUAAUAACAGUUAAUCGGUUUUAUUAUCAUUGGUAUCUAAUAUUUAGUAAAGAUAUAGGUAGGUAUUCAUUUAGCUGUACACGUUAUUAUUUAAUAUUACAUACUUAAAUAAGUUUAUCAAACUAUAUCGUAAAUGAAUUAAAUUUAUGUCACACCGUAAACGUUAAAAUUUAGAUCUCUCGUUAGAUCAAUUCCAAAGUCCAUUGUUUCCAUAGCAACUUAUCAAUAAUAUAGUGGUAUUAAAUAUCAAAUUGUAUUUAAAUGACAUUUGUCGUUCGACGUUUAUGCUAAGUUCGAAGGCUUCAAUUAUGAUUUUGAUAGAAACGACGAUCAUAUUGCUUGUUGAAAUGUGGCUCGCGGUCGCCGAAAAUUAUGGCACGUUUCUGCUGUCCGGUUCCAACCUCGAGUGGCCGUCGGUGGCCGAGGAGAGCAGCGACAUACUGUUCGGCCGGUACGAACCGCGCAAAAUUCUCGUGCACGGGUUCCAGAUGGACAACGAGCGCGCCUACGUGGCCAUGCCAAGGUUCAUGAAGACCGGCGUGCCAUGGUCGCUCGGGGUGUUUCGGUUGGAUGUGAUGGACUUCGAACCGGACAUCCGGCCGUAUCCCGAUUACAGUAAUUACGGGUCGUGCAGCGCCGGUCGCACCUCAACGUGUAUCGUCAACGUAGUCGACGUGUUCAUAGAAAACGGCGUUCUGUGGGCGUUAGACACGGGCACCAUCAACGUGCUGUGGAAGCCGUUGCGCCAGGGCCCGCCGCAGUUGAUCAGCGUCAAUCUGACCACGCACACUGUGAUCGGAUUCACUGACUUGUCGGCCAUCACGUGGCCGAACAGCGUCCUCGAGUACGUGGUGGCGGUACGCACGUCGUGCGGACAGCUGAAUGUGUACGUGUCGGACGUUGGCCGGCACAAGAUCAUCGUGUACGACGUGGACGCCGGCCGGUUGCACUCGAUUCAGCUGCCCGAGACCAUACCGGUGGACAGUCACCGACGCGCCGUUCUGCACCUUGUGCCCGUCGGCGUGGCCGGCCGUGGUUACGUGUACUUCACGUACCGACACAGCGGCUACAUGUUCGCGCUGGAUGCGUGGUCCCGCGAGAGCGUGACACACGGUGCUGUGUCCGAGGUUGGCGUCAAGCCGGUGGGCAUGCACGUGCUAGGCUCGGACAGGGGCACCAACGUCUACUUUCGGACGGCUGGCGACGGUAACGGCAACGACGUAUGGGCGUGGGACGUCAACCGGCCGCUGGAAGUGCGCAGCUUCGUCCUCGUCCACCGCAGCUACUUGUACUUGACACCGACCGCCGUAGUGGCCGGCUGGCGGAACGCGGUGUGGACGGUCGAGUCCAACUACUAUGAGUACACCUCCGGCAACGUAGACUGCACCGGUCCCAGGAGUCUGUUGCGGCCCCUGAAUGGCGGCGCGGCCGACGACACCAACGAGGUCUUGUAGAUUUUACGAUCUCGGCGAUAUUGAUUUGUUGUCCCGACUCUACUUUGGGUCGAUCGUAGCAAUUUAGUUUUUUAAGUUUAAUUUCAUGUCAUGGUCAUGAUGAUCAUUUUUUGCGUUCCCGAGUGGUGUGGAGAAAUUCAUCUUGUUUAUUCGUUUAUGAUGUCGGUGUGGUAAAAAACAGAAACUCUCGACAUCAAAGUUAUAAUAUUAUGCAUCGUGAACUAUCACUUUGAAAUUUUAAAGUUCGAUUAUUUGAUUCAA